Messenger RNA from Xyrauchen texanus (razorback sucker), 1840 nucleotides. Its product is annotated as zinc finger and BTB domain-containing protein 34-like. The transcript is spliced from 2 exons. The coding region runs from base 139 to 1668 and encodes 509 amino acids. Gene Ontology annotation, biological process: regulation of transcription by RNA polymerase II. Gene Ontology annotation, molecular function: protein binding; RNA polymerase II cis-regulatory region sequence-specific DNA binding; DNA-binding transcription factor activity, RNA polymerase II-specific. NCBI's taxonomy places the organism in Eukaryota, Metazoa, Chordata, Actinopteri, Cypriniformes, Catostomidae. The record is from RefSeq and is a predicted model, not a curated record.
GGAAAAAUUGCAACAGCUGAGCACAGCUGGGGAAGGCGGAGGUCAGGCUGGAGCAAAAGCGAGUCGCUGUGCAGGGGAAUGGGCGACGUUUGAUUGCGGAGAAGGUUCUCUACAAACCAGGAGAGACAUCAGUGUGCCAUGGAGGACUGUGACAGCCUCAUAGAGUUUGAUGUACCUGAGUUCAGCAACACUGUCCUGAACCAGCUCAAUGAGCUCCGUCUCCAAGGCAAGCUAUGCGACAUCAUUGUGCACAUUCAGGGCCAGCCAUUCCGGGCCCACAAGGCUGUUUUGGCCGCCAGUUCACCAUACUUCCGUGAUCAUUCAGCACUAGGCACAAUGAGUGGCCUCUCCAUCUCUGUUAUUAAAAGCCCUGAGGUGUUUGAGCAGCUGCUGGCCUUCUGUUACACUGGCCGCAUGGCAUUGCGCCUGCGUGAUGUCAUCAGCUUCCUCACGGCUGCUAGCUUCCUCCAAAUGCAGGCUGUGAUCGACAAAUGCACACAGAUUCUUGAGGGUAUUCACUCCAAGAUCAACCUCCCUGUGCCUAGUGGAACAGGUCCAGAAGAUGAUUGCGCCACGUCAAGAGCUGGACUCAAUGGUGUGAAAGAUGGAGGUAUUUUUGUAAACCCCACCCAGAUUUCACCACCCUACUAUUCACGUCAGAAUAAUUGCACUGAAGUGCGGAGUUCAGGUAAGGGGUUUGCACAGCUUGCAGAGGAGGGACAGUCAGACAGAGCGAGCAGUGACGGCAUAUCGGAGCAGGAGGCGUCCAUGGAGGUUGAGUUAGAACAGGUGGAGUUAAUUGGGAGGGAUGGGCAGGUUACUGAUGUCCAUAUCAAGCUUGAGAAAACAGACCGGCCUAGUUACUCUGACAGCUCAUCGGCAGGAGAUGAUGGCUACCACACUGAGCUAGUGGAUGGCGAACAGGUGCUAGCUGUUAGUGUGGGAUCGUACGGGCCUGUGCUUUCCUCUGCCGCUUACACCUACUCUGCAUUGCCUUCCCCCUGUUUUGUCAGCCUGAGUUCUUCUAGUCCAUCUCGCUCCUUGAUCAGCAGCUUCCGUGGUGGGUGUGCCCGUACUAAACGUCCUGUGCCUUUACCAGCUGAUCUGCUAACUCAGCUCAAGCCUGGUGCGGAAGAAGGAGAUGGACCUUCAGCAGCUACUGGCUUUGAGAAUGACGUAAGGGAGCGAAGUCUUCGCGGGCAGUGGUACCCCUACAAUGAGCGCCUCAUCUGCAUCUACUGUGGCAAGUCUUUCAAUCAAAAGGGCAGCCUGGACCGCCAUAUGCGUCUGCACAUGGGCAUCACGCCAUUCGUCUGCAAGUUCUGUGGCAAGAAGUACACUCGCAAAGACCAGCUAGAGUACCAUAUCCGCGGCCACACGGACAACAAACCCUUCCACUGCCAGAUCUGUGGCAAAUGUUUUCCCUUCCAAGGCACACUCAACCAGCACUUGCGCAAGAAGCACAUGAUCUCUGGCACAGAACUUAACAAUCACACGGACUUGCUGGGAGAGGCACCCGAUGGCCAGAGGGGGGAGCACGAGGACACCUCUGAGGGCGACGCAGCCAAUGGAGCAGCAUACACUGAUGAUAUUUCGACAAAAAAUGCCAGUAAAGAGAGUGGCAAGUUUAGUCCAGAGGAAGUGCCUGCAUCCAAGAGUUGUUAUUGAGAAUUAUUAUUUUAAUGUUUUCAUAUUUUUGGGUUGUUUGUCAUCCUUAUAUAAUAAGGAAGUUUAAAGGGUUGCUCUUUUCCUUGAUCAGCCUGGCUGUUUUUAAAGAAUUAUAUGAAAUAAUGAACCUGCCUUGCGCAUUUUCUACUAAUCCUUUUUUGUGGAAGUUCUA